AUGGUUACGGUGCCGACCAACGGAGGGUGCAGCGGUGAUGGAUGGAAAUUGCCCAAGCAAUAUCACAGUAAACGUAUCAAAUAUCGAGGUCAAAGCAGGAAGAGUUUAUCACACCUGUUGUGUGGGCGUGAAGAAUAUGAAAAGACGCAGACAAUAUCAGGGCAGUCUGUUAUUCAACGUCAUGUCAAUGCAUUUAUAGAGAAAGUGAAAUUCAAUUUGAUCUAUGCGACAAAGGAUGCUAAAUUGUUGAUGAUCAGAAAGUUAAAGGGAAAGCAGUUGAUUUGGACAACAAGAACUGAAGCAUUUCAAAGAGGACAUGGAAUCAACUUCAUUGGCCCAAAUCCUGACAACAUUCGUGUGAUGCGGGACAAAGCAACUGCUAGAGAUACCAUGAAGAAUGCUGCUGUUCCAUGUGUACGUGGAGGUGAAGAGCAAAGAGGAAGGCAUCAUGAUCUGCACCCCACCGCCUUACUACUUCCUUCUUUCUCUCUCUGUCUCUCUCUCGCCAAGAAAUCCGCUUCUCCACUAUUGAUUUGCCGCCCAGAUAUAACUGGACAACUUUUAGGAAUCUUUCGGGAAUCUCUUUUGGCAUCGUUUUGGCUUUUACUUUGUUUUUUAGGAAAAGGACAAGAAAUUAAAGUCUGUGAAAAGGCAACAAAUGACACACCUUCGGGGAACAAAAAUGGCUGAAAGCCUUCUUUGGUUUCUGUAUUACUUUGACAUGGAUGAAGCUGACUUGAUUGAACGAUUUGUUUCUUAGCUUAAAUUUUUUUCAUGUACAUCAUAUGUCUUGUAUUGUAUUGUGUUGUAAAAAGUAAAAUCAUCUCAUUUUUGUUGCAUUUUAUGGUGUCAUGUGAUAAAACUGCUAUUACAAAGUAUCAGGUCGACCAAAGCAACAAUUCGAGAAGGUAUGGAGAGGAGAAAAACCUGAAUGCAUGACAGUUACAUGCGGAAUCUAUGUUGCAAGCAUGACAACUUAACAAUCUGUUUAAGUACUUAAUCAAUAACCUUUUUUACAACGGAAUACAUUCUAACCCCCGCAACGCGGGGGGAAACUUUCCUAGUUGGAACUACAUGUGGAUUGAACGACAAUUAAGAUGAAAAAACUUGGUGUAUGCAUUGAUUAGGAUGAAAUUGUAAAUGUAAAUGUCACUAAAUGCUUAAACUGCAUCGAUGGCUUUAGUAGAUUUAGAUUUGGUUAUAAUAAAACUGUGGGGGUUUUAUAU
This is a messenger RNA of Lactuca virosa, 1226 nucleotides long. NCBI's taxonomy places the organism in Eukaryota, Viridiplantae, Streptophyta, Magnoliopsida, Asterales, Asteraceae. The record is from the annotation of a GenBank genome assembly.